This is a messenger RNA of Dioscorea cayenensis subsp. rotundata (Guinea yam), 1408 nucleotides long. Its product is annotated as protein CUP-SHAPED COTYLEDON 3-like. Gene Ontology annotation, biological process: regulation of DNA-templated transcription. The record is from RefSeq and is a predicted model, not a curated record. The coding region runs from base 257 to 1054 and encodes 265 amino acids. Lineage: Eukaryota; Viridiplantae; Streptophyta; Magnoliopsida; Dioscoreales; Dioscoreaceae. The transcript has 3 exons. Gene Ontology annotation, molecular function: DNA binding.
AUCUUGACCUUUUGGAUGAGAUUUCUUGUGACAGUGGGACUUGUCUUUUUCUCUUGUAACACAAGCAUGAAUUCCUCUUAACAUGUUCCCUUAGAAUGUGACCCCUGUACACGUCUCCCAAGUGAUAGAGAUGAGAUUUUUCAAUCCUUAGGGCCACCACCUUUCACAUGUGCACACAACUUCUUCUCCUUUAUAUAUAUAUAUAUAUAUAUAUAAGGACUGAUCUUCUUCUCAGAACUUCAAAGGGUCAAUAGAAAUGGAAUUAAGGGACAUAGAAUCCACUCUUCCACCAGGGUUUAGAUUCUAUCCUAGUGAUGAGGAAUUGGUAUGCCAUUACCUUUACAAGAAAGUAGCUGAUCAUCAUCAAAGUGCUUCAGAGGGAACCAUGGUUGAGGUGGACUUGCACACUUGUGAGCCAUGGGAACUUCCAGAGAUGGCUAAACUCACGGCAAAUGAAUGGUACUUCUUCAGCUUUCGAGACCGAAAAUACUCGACCGGUUCUCGUACAAACCGAGCAACCAAAUCUGGAUAUUGGAAGGCUACUGGCAAAGACCGCAUGAUUUAUAAUACUUCAUCUAAUGUGAUUGUAGGGAUGAGGAAGACAUUGGUCUUCUACAGUGGUAGAGCUCCCAAUGGCAUCAAGACUUCUUGGGUCAUGCAUGAGUUCAGGCUUGAGAAUCCUCUUACUCUCCCAAAAGAGGACUGGGUGUUGUGUAGGGUAUUCAAGAAGAAGAAGGGAGAUGAGUCACAUGCAAGUACUAGUGCUGAUGAGCAGGCCAUGCAAGAGUAUAAUAAUAAUAUUAGUGAGAAGAUGAGCACAUCAUUGAUAUAUGUUCCUGAUGAGCAAGAUGAGGACAUGUACAACAAGGAAAGCAGCUCAAACUCCAUCCUUAAUCUGGCAAUGUUUCAGUGCUGCCAUUUCCUUGAUGAAGUGGACUAUUCUACUUCCAUUGGGAUGAGAAUGAUAAACUCUAGGACUGAUCAUGGUGAUGAUGUUGAUGAUUAUGGCCUUCUCUUGGAUGUGGGCCUGAUAAACAACAGUAUUGGGAUGUGAGUUAUCAGUGAAUCCAAGGAGAAGAAGCAGCCAAGGAUAAGAUUGAAUUUAGAUUAUAAUUAAUAGUAUAUAUAUAUAUAUAUAUAUUUGUAUGUGUGUACAAAUGUGUAUAGUUUGAGAUUGAGACCUUCUUGUAUGUUUGUGAAAGAUUUGGAUAAAAAGAUUUGGAAGAAUUAAUUAAUAUUGGUUAUAAAAAUAUAAUUAGGGAAAAGAAAGACAAUGUGAUAAAGAAAUAAUAUUGUAGGGGGGGUUUUGUAUGAGUGAUGAUGGAAGAAGGAGGUAACUUGGAUUUGUAUUUUUCUUUUUUUUUCUUUUUUAAAUUUAUGUUUGAUUUGAUAUAUAGAGAUUGAUGCA